This is a messenger RNA of Malassezia sympodialis ATCC 42132, 975 nucleotides long. RefSeq lists its product as uncharacterized. Gene Ontology annotation, molecular function: holo-[acyl-carrier-protein] synthase activity; magnesium ion binding. Gene Ontology annotation, biological process: mitochondrial fission. Gene Ontology annotation, cellular component: mitochondrion. NCBI's taxonomy places the organism in Eukaryota, Fungi, Basidiomycota, Malasseziomycetes, Malasseziales, Malasseziaceae. The record is from RefSeq and is a predicted model, not a curated record.
AUGUCGGACGAAGUACUAGAUGUCGUGCGCGAGCACCAUGAGCAGAGUGCGCACAUUGACGAGGGCAUUGGGCGCUAUACUGCAUACACCAUGCGGCUCAAGACGCUCAUCACCACGGGCUCGCGCUACAUCGCGUACUCGUCCGAAGUAGGCGAGGCGAUCCGUCCUCUGGCACGCCCUAUAGUCGUUACUGCCGCGUACGCUAUCAGCUGGGCGUACAUCUUUGGUGAUGUAGGCUACACGUGCUGGCAGGCCUCCAAGGGCAUGGACAAGGACUCGCCGACCAGGACGACGGACCUGGCGUGGAUCGCUGCGCGGCGUGGCACGUUCCAAACGCUCGCGUCGCUGUACCUUCCGGCCCUGACCAUCCACAGCAUCGUGCGCUUCUCGGGCCCGGUCUUUGCCAAGUUCCGGUCCGUGCGUGUGCGCGCGCUGGGUCCCUCGGUUCUUGGUCUGUUCACGAUUCCGCUCUUGCCGCUCCUGUUCGACCACCCUGUCGAAACGGCCGUGGAGAACGUGUUCGACUCGAUCGAGUUUCACAUUGCCGCGUGGAAGGGCGACAAGAUGGCACAAAAGUCGUUGGACGAGGGCAGUCUUCUGCGUGGCUACUACCUCACGACGCCCCAGGACGAGAGCGAGAAUGGUGUGUCGACGCACCUGGCCGGGCAGCUCGCGGUGCUGGGCCUUGGUGUGGAUAUGGUGUGCCUGCCGCGCAUGCAUCGCCUCAUUGCGCGCCAUGCCUCGCGCCUCACGCCCCUGGUGCGUCCGGCGGCUGUCGCGGCGCCGCGGUGCGCGCCUGCCGCGCCUGCGGACGACGCGCCUGCCUCCUCGCCGGUCCUGGCCAUGGCCGCGCGCCACUUUGCACGCCGCGUGCUGACGCCAUCGGAAGAGCUUGUAUAUCAGCGUGUCGCGCCGGGCCUCUCGCACGACGCCUGCAUGCGCUACCUUGCGACCAGGUACGUUCACCUCGGCUGA